GAUGAUGUCCGUCAGAGGGUCCAUCUCAACACGUUUGGCUUUUAUAAAAAUGGUUACAUGAGUGUGAACUUGAAUGCUCUCAGUGUGAGCGGGGCACCAAACAAGGAUAUUGACAGUUCUACGAUUGUCCAUGGAGAUCAAGAUGGUGAUGAUGACUCAGAGGUGACAGUGACAGUCCCAUAGACCGAUACACGGGGAAGAAACUGUCUCGGAACCUGCUGGUUCUGGACCUAAUGCUUCUAUACCUCCUCCUGCUCGGCAGCUACACCUACAAAACACUUCUCUAUAACUAAUAAGUAUAGUCAUAAUGCUGAGGACACACAAUAAAACAUUUAGUGCUUGGUGAUAUUAAUAUUGUGAAGGCCAGUAUCAUAAUAUUGAUGAACAAAUUAUAUUCAUCAAUAUUGUGCAGCCCUGCUGAGAGCCCAGUAAUGAUGUGAUGAUUGGUUUCAGCCUGGACCGAACAAGCAGUAACGGCUUCUCUACUUAUCUGGAUGACGGCCUAGAUUACUGUGUUUUGAAAAAGUUGCCUAGCAGUGAUUUUGCAGUGGUGCUUCUUUUGCUGGACUUCAGAAAUAACCUAGUGAGGAUGAAGACUUCUGCAGAUGAGGGAAUGUUCCCUCAAAUCAUUCCUGUGGUGCCAAAGGCUAAGAAGGAUGAAAAUGAGAAGAAACCUCAGUCUGAUGCUCUGAGUCAAUCCAAACGGGACGUGACUGAGAACAAAGCAGACAUCACUUAUGCCCUGCAGCACAAAGGCAACUCCACUUACUCCUUUCAGUUUUACUUCAAUGUAACAACGGACGCGCAGCAAGGCCUUUACAACUUCUACUUCCACAACUGCUACUCCUCUAUGGCUGCAAAUCAGGAUGCCUCUUCAAUGAGAAUGCUUAGUUUCAGCAUUGAUAUCAAAAUAGAAGAGAAGAAUCCUGACAGCUUCCUGUCUGCUGGAGAGAUUCCUCUGCCCAAACUCUACAUCUGCAUGUCUGUGUUUUUCUUCCUCAUUGGUACAAUCUGGGUAAACGUUCUACGCACACGCAGUGCUGAUGUCUACAAAAUCCACUGGCUCAUGGCAGCUCUCCCAUUCACCAAGUCUCUUUCCCUCAUUUUCCAUGCAAUUGACUACUACUACAUCUCCAACCAGGGCUUUCCUAUUGAAGGCUGGGCUGUGGUCUAUUAUAUCACACACCUGCUGAAGGGGGCACUGUUGUUCAUCACUAUAGCUUUAAUAGGUACUGGCUGGGCCUUUGUUAAACACAUCCUCUCAGACAAGGACAAGAAGAUCUUCAUGAUUGUCAUCCCCCUACAGGUGCUGGCAAACGUGGCAUACAUUAUCAUCGAGUCAACAGAGGAAGGUUCCAGUGAGUAUGGCCUGUGGAUGGAGAUCCUGUUCUUGGUGGACCUGCUGUGCUGUGGAGCCAUUCUCUUUCCCGUUGUGUGGUCUAUCAGGCAUUUACAAGAGGCAUCAGCAACUGAUGGAAAAGCUGCCAUUAAUUUGGCUCAGCUGAAGCUUUUUAGGCACUACUACGUGAUGAUUGUGUGCUACAUUUAUUUCACUCGUAUCAUCGCUAUUCUCAUCAAGGUUAUUGUCCCUUUCCAGUGGAAAUGGCUGUACCAGCUGCUGGACGAACUAGCUACUCUGACCUUCUUUGUCCUAACCGGACACAAGUUCCGGCCGGCCUCCUACAACCCCUACCUGCUGCUGUCUGUGGAGGAUGAGGAGGACAUGGAGAUGGACGACGUGGUCACUACAUCCACAGCCAUGGGGGAGGGCGUUAAGAAGGUGAAGAAGGUGUCGAACGGCCCAUCAGAGGAGCGAGAGAGCAUGGCAUGAUGGGAAAUGUAGUCCCCUGAUCUCAGGGUGCUUCUGGACUUUGUGGCUAGCUACUGAUGUGGUGGACGUUCUUUUAACAAGAGCUUCACUGCCGCCUCCGUUUGACCUUGUUUGUGGACGACGGCCUGAUUCGUUGAAUUCCUACUGGACCUUCAGUGAUUAUCUCAUGCUGAGACAUUAGUGGUCCAAAACCCGUAUGUAUACCUUUGCAAAUGUUACAUAGACAGAAUGAGGACUGACAGACUGCUAUGCGAUUUUCCUUCCUGUCUCUAUAAUUCUAAUGGAAAUGCUUGGUGCUGUGCUUUUGUCCUCGGCUAACGCAGGUUGUUUUGCCUUUGUUUAUUUUUUAUUUAUUUUUUUAUUAAUGAUCUCCUUAUGGCAUCUCUUGAUCUGAGACAUACUCAGGCACUUUAUCCAAUGCGCUCCGGACAAACACAAGUCAUUGUAGAGCCAGCUGCUUCUUGUGUGAGUUUCAGUUUCCACUCUAAAUAUCUCAUUUCAAACACUGACUUAAAAGCUAACUAUAUCUCUUGUAUAAAUGUACAGAUUCUGAGACUAAUGUACAGCAAGAUUCCUACUUUAAAGAGAACAAAACACAGCAUAUGCAGUUCUAAAUGCUUGUCAUGUUUUCAGUGGCAGUUUUUUCUUUUUCCUCAUUUGGGGUUUAAUAAUGGUAUGUAUGGGUGAAUCUAGGCAAUUCCAAAGUGGAUGUUGCACAUAAAUAGCAGGACUGUAUAUUUAAAAGGUAUCCGUUUUAAUAAUUAUCAGUUGAUUGAAGGAUCUUUAUGGGACUUCUAUUUAA
Colossoma macropomum (tambaqui) is the source of this 2633-nucleotide messenger RNA. RefSeq names its product G protein-coupled receptor 107 (gene gpr107). Gene Ontology annotation, molecular function: clathrin heavy chain binding. NCBI's taxonomy places the organism in Eukaryota, Metazoa, Chordata, Actinopteri, Characiformes, Serrasalmidae. Bases 440 to 1831 code for a protein of 463 amino acids. The transcript has 18 exons. The record is from RefSeq and is a predicted model, not a curated record. Gene Ontology annotation, cellular component: Golgi apparatus; membrane; clathrin-coated vesicle. Gene Ontology annotation, biological process: clathrin-dependent endocytosis.